Heterocephalus glaber (naked mole-rat) is the source of this 5823-nucleotide messenger RNA. It is a transcript of the gene Dusp16, whose product is annotated as dual specificity phosphatase 16. Lineage: Eukaryota; Metazoa; Chordata; Mammalia; Rodentia; Bathyergidae. Gene Ontology annotation, cellular component: cytoplasm; nucleus. Gene Ontology annotation, biological process: negative regulation of MAPK cascade; peptidyl-tyrosine dephosphorylation. The record is from RefSeq and is a predicted model, not a curated record. Gene Ontology annotation, molecular function: protein tyrosine/threonine phosphatase activity; MAP kinase tyrosine phosphatase activity; MAP kinase tyrosine/serine/threonine phosphatase activity.
GGGUCGCGGUCCGAGCGCCUGGGCCGAGCGGAGCCGAGGAGGGCAGCGGGCUCGGCCGGCCCGGGACUUGGCACCUUCGCGGGCGAAGCUGCUCACUUCCAGGCGCGGCUGUUACACAACACGCCUGCCAAGCGGGGCCCCGGCCUGACUGUUCCCAUUAUCCCGGAGUCGCCUUUGGUGCAGGCGGCGGGGCCACCUGGGUGGUGACCGUGCUGCCUUUGCAAAACUACCCCUUUCCCCCAAAAUAAAGUCUUAACUUUCACCCUGGGUCGUGGUGUUGGGGUCCGGCGCGCCAGGGAUUCUUUCCACUGCCCGAGAAACGUGAGAAAUAAAAUCCAGGGAGACAACGGAGGGUCUGUGUACCGUGUGUCAUUUCAUGACAUAAAAUAUCGCAGAAGAACAUGUGUCUACCCAAAACCUAAGUUUUGUAAUGCUGGGUUUAACUUCCUAAAGACAACUGGUAAUGAAGGUGAGAAAAUAUAAAGUAGAUCUUGCAAUGAAUGGAUACUGCACAAUCGCGAAGACGUUUGCUAAACGCCUGCUGCAGAGACCCUUGGCGCGUUGAAGUCCCGGGUGUCUCGAUUGUGGAGAAAGCACACCUCUAGCCAGCCUGUGAUGAAUAAGGUGGAGAGGAAGAACCUGUUGCAUAAUCUCAUUCGCUCUGGGAUUUGCUGUGCCGUCCCCUUGAACGAAGGGGAAGUGAGUUAAGAUGCAGGGUUUAAAAACCUCUGAAGUUUUUAUUUACCCAGCGCUCUGGCUGCCACUUUGCUUUAAGAGAUUAUAAGUAAAUACUGAGCUCUUACAAGUGAACCAAACCUAUCAAACCUGUUUAGAAAAUGACCAGGCUGUCAGUCCAGUGUAAAGCUGCUGGAGCGAGGGAGCAAAGGUAAAGAAUGAUGUAAUGCACUGGCUGCCCCAAAGCAUCUUUUGUUGUGGAAUGGUUAUUCCAGUCAUCUCUCUAUGAAUCAAAUGUGAGGGGCUGCUUUGUGGAGGGAGUCCUUUGCAAGAGCACAUCAACGGGGAAGAGAAAGAGACAUUCAGUUGGAGGGCUCUUGCUGAAAAUGGGUUUAACUCUCCUUUUGCCAGUCACCACCAGCCUGACCUCAUGCAUUUUAGUACAAUGGAGUGGCUGAGCCUUUGAGCACACCACCAUUACAUCAUCGGGGCAAAUUAAAGGAGGAGGUGGAAAAGAGGACUUAUUGUUGUCAUGGCCCAUGAGAUGAUUGGAACUCAAAUUGUUACUGAGAGGUUGGUGGCUCUGCUGGAAAGUGGAACGGAAAAAGUGCUGCUAAUUGAUAGCCGGCCAUUUGUGGAAUACAAUACAUCCCACAUUUUAGAAGCCAUUAAUAUCAACUGCUCCAAGCUCAUGAAGCGGAGGUUGCAACAGGACAAAGUGUUAAUUACAGAACUUAUCCAGCAUUCAGCAAAACAGAAGGUUGACAUUGACUGCAGCCAGAAGGUGGUAGUUUACGACCAGAGCUCCCAAGAUGUUGCCUCUCUGUCGUCAGACUGCUUUCUCACUGUGCUUCUGGGCAAACUGGGGAAGAGCUUCAGUUCUGUCCACCUGCUUGCAGGUGGGUUUGCUGAGUUCUCUCGUUGUUUCCCUGGCCUCUGUGAAGGAAAAUCUACCCUAGUCCCUACCUGCAUUUCUCAGCCUUGCUUACCUGUUGCCAACAUUGGGCCAACCCGAAUUCUUCCCAAUCUUUAUCUUGGCUGCCAGCGAGAUGUCCUCAACAAGGAGCUGAUGCAACAGAAUGGGAUUGGAUAUGUGCUAAAUGCCAGCAGUACCUGUCCAAAGCCUGACUUCAUCCCUGAGUCUCAUUUCCUGCGAGUGCCUGUGAAUGAUAGCUUCUGUGAGAAGAUUCUGCCCUGGUUGGACAAAUCAGUGGAUUUCAUUGAGAAAGCAAAAGCCUCCAAUGGAUGUGUCCUGGUCCACUGUUUAGCUGGGAUCUCUCGCUCCGCCACCAUCGCCAUCGCCUACAUCAUGAAGAGGAUGGACAUGUCUGUGGACGAGGCUUACAGAUUUGUGAAAGAAAAAAGACCCACUAUAUCUCCAAACUUCAAUUUUCUGGGCCAGCUUCUGGACUAUGAGAAGAAGAUCAAGAACCAGACUGGAGCAUCAGGGCCAAAGAGCAAACUCAAGCUGCUACACCUGGAAAAGUCAAAUGACCCUGUCCCUGCAGCCUCGGAGGGUGGACAGAAGAGUGAGAUGUCCCUCAAUCCACGCUGUGCCAAGCCUGGUGCCUCAGAGGCAGCAGGGCAAAGGCCUCUGCAUCCUGCCAGCGUGCCUAGCACGCAGCCAUCGCUGUUAGAGGACAGCCCACUGGUGCAGGCGCUCAACGGGCUCCACCUGUCCUCAGACAAGCUGGAAGACAGCAGUAAGCUGAAACGUUCCUUCUCCCUGGAUAUCAAAUCGGUUUCGUAUUCGGCCAGCAUGGCAGCAUCCUUACAUGGCUUCUCAUCAGAAGAUGCUCUGGAAUACUAUAAACCCUCCACUACCCUGGAUGGGACCAACAAGCUCUGCCAGUUCUCCCCAGUUCAGGAAGUGUCAGAGCAGACUCCGGAAACCAGCCCAGAUAAGGAGGAAGCCCACAUCCCCAAGAAGGCCCCACCUGCCAGGCCUCCAGAGGGCCAGAGCAAGCGACCGCACACAGUAAGAACCAGCAGCAGUGGUGCCACGCAGAGGUCCUUCUUAUCUCCACUGCAGCGAAGUGGCAGCGUGGAGGACAAUCACCACACCAACUUCCUCUUUGGCCUUUCCACCAGCCAGCAGCACCUCACCAAGUCUGCUGCCGGGCUGGGCCUCAAGGGCUGGCACUCCGAUAUCCUGGCUCCUCAGACCUCUACCCCCUCCCUGACCAACAGUUGGUAUUUUGCCACAGAGUCCUCUCACUUCUACUCUGCUUCGGCCAUCUACGGAGGGAAUACCAGCUACUCUGCCUACAGCUGCAGCCAGCUGCCCACUUGUAGUGACCAAGUCUAUUCUGUGCGUAGGCGGCAGAAGCCAGGCGACAGGGCUGACUCUCGGCGGAGCUGGCAUGAAGAGAGCCCCUUUGAAAAGCAGUUUAAACGCAGAAGCUGCCAGAUGGAAUUUGGAGAGAGCAUCAUGUCAGAGAACCGGUCCCGGGAAGAGCUGGGGAAGGUGGGUAGUCAGUCUAGCUUUUCAGGCAGCAUGGAAAUCAUUGAGGUCUCCUGAGGAGAAAGAGACUUGUGAUUGCUAUUGACAGUUUUUCUUGUUCACAAAAAAUUUCCCUGUAAAUCUGAAAUAUGUAUAUGUAUAUACAUAUAUAUUUUUGGAAAAUGGAGCUGUGGUGUAAAAGCAAAAGAUAGAUCAACACAGUUCUCUCUCAACAUCUGCAUUUGAGAGAGGAACUACUAUUUCUCUCAACAAAAGCGGAAGGGCAGGUGCUAGAAUUCCCCCUAUGCAGAGUAAUUCUAGUCCAUGAAUCGCACAUCUUCUCAUUCCUACAAAAGCAAGUUUAUCCCCCUCCCCUGACGGUCACAUCGUGCUGCAGAGAUCUCAGAUGCUCACUGAUCUUUGCCCAGUCCCUUCCCCAGUGCACCUUAGUGCUGAGACUGAGCCAGCUGUGGGUCCAGGGAGCCCUCUAGGGACGGAACCCGAGGGGUAAAUCCCAGAGAAAUGAUCCUCUCCAAAGCUAAUGCACAAACCCAAGCUCACCUGCCAGCCGAGUGAUUCACACAUCACUGCUGGACAGACCACUGAGGGCGUCACCCGGAUCGACGGUAGAACAAACUAGUACCUCAGACAGGACAGUCGGGGUGUUCACCACUACCAUGUCUGGGAGCCUGUUUUCCAGGCAUUGUGAACAAGUAGUGAGUCAGUUUCCAGACCAAUUCAAACUGCGUGCACAAAAUUCCAGUUAGUAUUGAACAGAGUAGUUGCUAUCUUCCCUCUUCCCAGCUUUCAGAAAGAAGGGCACCUACCUAGGAUUCAACUUAGCCAGGAAUCUGACAACAUGAUUUAAGCUAAAGUUAGGAGGGUAACCGUGUCUGCCUCUCUCUAUAAAUCAGAGUUGUUUAAAUGGGACUUUUAAUCCUUUAAUUGAAGACUGACUUGGUUUAAAGCCAAUGUGAAUUACCUGAGUUGGUAAUAGUGACAGAACCUUCAAGUUCUCAGCCAAAAUUGGUGUUUUCUAUUUCUGUUUCACUGUAAUGGAUACAGUUUGUAAAAGUGUAACAAAGCAGAAUUGUAUAGGAAACCACCUAGAGAGAAAACUACAGAGAUUAAGGAAGGUAAAAUUUACGGAGAAGCAGAAAACAUUUCCUUGAUGGGUUUUCUCCCCCUUGGCAUGAAGGUGGUAUUUGUGUAAUUCCUUCAGACUUUAAAAUUCACCAAUAGGGAUGAGAAAGGUUUUGGGAAAUGGGGAAUAUUCAGAAUAAAACAGUAUAGGACGAUGAAGAGAAGGCUAUUGGAUCUUGUUCAGUUGUGAAUAGAAUGGAAGGUCACAGCCAGCUCUUUUCAGGAACUCUCCCCUUCGUGUGUUUUUAGUAUCCCAGUGGGGUGAGACGAGGUGGUCUCUCAGUCUGUGUCCUAGCCACUGUACGGAAUCAGUCCUGGCAGCUGGAAACAGGUGGUGAUUAGAACAGUACAUAAGUGACAGUGCGGAUCUGCUUUCCCCCUUCCUGGCUUGUGUUUUAUCAACUAUUGUACGGUCCUCUUUUGAAGCCUUCCCAUCAGCUUUUUGGGGGGUGAGGAAGUGGGGCAGGUGUGGCCGUUGUUCUUUACUGUUAAGUGUAGCUAGUUGCUGACUUGUAUCUCAGGUUUCUGUUUGAGAAAUGGAUAGUCCUCUGACAAGGACGCAACUUCGUGUUUCCUAUGGUGACUGCUAAAACCAGCACAGAAUGACACGAUUCAGAACCGACUGGCUCAAUCACGAGGGUUGUGGGCUUCACAACCCUCGUAACCAGUUAUACACAGCUCAUGUGCUACAUGUGGCUGUAGGAUGGAGGCUGAAGUGUAAGCUGCACGGGGAGCAUGUUACCGUCCCAAAAAGGUGGUGUUUACGAUCUGAUUUUUCUAUGUACACCUUUUAUGUAAUCAGGCAUCCCCAAGCUUUCACGUGGUAGUUCUGAUGUGUCAUGUGUACACCAAAUGUGCACCAGUUCACAUCCAGAAUCUGGUCGGACCUUUUAAAGAGAUGAAACCAACAAGUCCAUUGUUGAAGCUGUUUCAGGAGGGUAGGGAGGCUUGGGUUAAACACGAUCAUCAGACAAAAGCUGACCUUGUGCGGUGUAGGGUUUCUCCUGAGCACGGUCCCUCCCCUCCCUACAACUGUGUCGCAGUCACACGCCACAGCCUGUAGUCCUCAUCACGUGUGUCAUGUCAUCAGUUUUGGGAUCCAGAGCGCAUGCCUGGGGCAGCUCUUGGGGCAGGGCCGGGGUGGCCCGCCCAGUGCGGUGGCUCCCUGCAGUGCAGUCACAAGGAAGCCUAGAGUCACCUGGGGCGGCACAGAACGAUCUCCUACGUGAGAAAUGCGGGAAGAUGGCUCAGGGCACUUGUAAAGUUAGGUGCAAAGGCUGUAUAAAUGUUUAAUCUGCACACAGGGUUCCUCUGGAAUGAGGCAAGCUGUUGAAUGGUUAAAUUGUGCAUUUCUCAAGUUGGUGUGUUAUGUAUGUUAAUAUGAUGAAAUAAAAUCAGAACUGGUACCUGUUUAUACAUAAAUGUGAGAAAGGACCUUUUUGCCGAGACUCGCUGGAAACUGCAGUGACCAAGCUGCCAAACAAAGGCGGUAGUGGUGGACGCUUUCCUGUUCUCAAGUUAAAUGGGGAUUUAGCUCAAAAUAAAGUGGUGGUGGUAUCCAA